ACCCCGCGCGGCGUUGCGUGUGCUCUAUCUAUCCGCCCCGCGCGCUUCUCCGCCAACCAACUCCCCGGCGCCUCCCUCCUCCACCAGACCACCACCCACAAACCCUUCUUAUUGAUACCAUCCACAGUCCCAGCCCGCGCCAGCCUCUGCCUCUGCCCCCCAGACUACCCCCUGCCUGCAGGCUCCUGCAACUGCAAUGUCGGCGCUCGGGACGCUCUCCGGCGGGGCCGCCGGUGUCUCCGGCCUCAUCCGCCUCCGCCGUCGGGUGGCCCCCGCGCUCGCGGCGCCGUCGCACCACGCCGCUGGGACGUUGAACUGCGCCGCCUUGCCCGAUGCCGCCCCGCUCGUCUGGGGACGCCAGCUCCGCCCGUCGCUCCUCCUCCCCGCCACACUGCUCCCGUCGUCGUCGCAGGGCGCCAGGAGGCACACGCCACGGCGGCCCGCCGCAGCCGCAGGGGAGGCCAAGUCUGUGGGUUUCCUGGAGAAGUACCCGGCCCUGGUCACUGGCUUCUUCUUCUUCAUGUGGUACUUCCUCAACGUCAUAUUCAACAUCCUCAACAAGAAGAUCUACAACUACUUCCCCUAUCCAUACUUUGUGUCCUUGAUCCAUCUAGUAGUGGGUGUCGUAUACUGCCUCAUCAGCUGGAGUGUCGGUCUCCCCAAGCGAGCGCCUAUCAAUGGCACGCUCCUGAAGCUUCUCUUUCCAGUCGCCCUGUGCCAUGGUAUUGGUCACAUCACUAGCAAUGUGUCCUUCGCUGCUGUUGCAGUCUCAUUUGCCCACACUAUCAAAGCUCUGGAGCCCUUCUUCAGCGCAGCUGCUACUCAGUUUAUCCUUGGACAGCAAGUUCCCUUCUCUCUGUGGCUUUCUCUUGCCCCUGUUGUCAUCGGUGUUUCAAUGGCAUCCCUUACUGAGCUCUCAUUCAACUGGACUGGCUUCAUCAAUGCCAUGAUAUCAAACAUCUCAUUCACCUACAGGAGCAUUUAUUCCAAGAAAGCCAUGACUGACAUGGAUAGCACCAACGUGUAUGCUUACAUUUCAAUAAUUGCUCUCAUUGUUUGCAUUCCGCCUGCAGUGAUCUUUGAAGGGCCCCGGCUAAUGCAGCAUGGAUUCAGUGAUGCCAUUGCAAAAGUAGGCUUGACAAAGUUUGUUAGUGACCUAUUCUUGGUUGGACUGUUCUACCAUCUGUACAACCAGAUUGCUACGAACACCUUGGAGCGAGUGGCUCCUCUGACACAUGCUGUGGGCAAUGUGUUGAAGCGUGUGUUUGUCAUUGGCUUCUCAAUCGUUGUUUUUGGCAACAAAAUUAGCACACAAACUGGAAUUGGCACGUCCAUUGCCAUAGCUGGUGUUGCUAUGUACUCUUACAUUAAGGCUAAGAUUGAAGAGGAGAAAAGGAAAAAGAGCGCAUGAUGAGCUGACUGCUGUGAAUAUUUUACCUUCUGCGUCUGGGACACAACAACAACAUCGUCGACAAUCAAGAUUAUGCCUUGUUUUGUAGUAUUCGUCUUGAGUCGCUUUGUUUAUUACCAAUCUAUUAUCUGGUGUUGAACAGCAGCACAUUGCAGAACAGAUGAUCGUCGAGUGACCUUCAUAUACGCCUGUAACUCUCUCUCUCUCCCUCUCUCUCAGCUCAGCAGUUUAGAUCGACUAUACUCAUUGGACAUGGACCUAUCUAUAUAUCUUCUUUGUAAACAGGACAGAGUCGGACUCCUGCUGCAGUAUUAUCAACUCAUCUAUUUUAAACUCUUUAAGUUGGAUUUAUUUUCAAUUUUUUUUGUGCUUCAAUAAAUUACUAGAUUUUAU
Molecule: messenger RNA, 1804 nt
Organism: Zea mays
Lineage: Eukaryota; Viridiplantae; Streptophyta; Magnoliopsida; Poales; Poaceae
Product: Triose phosphate/phosphate translocator, chloroplastic
Exons: 12
Coding region: 197-1411 (404 amino acids)
Biological process (GO): transmembrane transport
Cellular component (GO): membrane
Molecular function (GO): transmembrane transporter activity
Source: RefSeq, marked validated